ACUCUAAUUAAAGUGCAUUUAUUUUUACCGACGUUUCAGCAAGUAGACGGUUACACGCCUGGUGUGGACUAUCCGAUCUACGACUCGGUGCCUUUCGGUCUCACGUUUACCUGCGGAGGCAAGUUACCUGGUUAUUACGCCGAUCCCGAAGCUAGAUGUCAGGUCUGGCAUUGGUGCUUGCCAAAUGGGCGCAUGUUUAGCUUCCUUUGUCCAAACGGUACCGUUUUCAGCCAGUCAGCUCGCGUCUGUGAUUGGUGGUUCAAGGUUGAUUGCAACGAUUCGCCAAGAUUGUACGGUAUCAACGAUGACCUGUACAGAGACGUGAACGGGAACAAGAUCUAAUAACUGUUAUCUGUGAAUAUUUAAACGCGUGUCGACGAAAAGUAUUUCCGUCUCUUCGACGAGACAGUAUUUCAACGGAAGCAAGAUACGUGCAACGAGUUGCGAGUUUCUAGCUUGCCGACGGAGAAAAGCAGAGCGCUGUAAUAUUGUCAGACGUUAAAUUACACGACGACGAUCGAACGUUACAAAAUGUUCGAACUUGUAGCUAUAUAUUUUCGAAUAGAAUCAGUUAAAAUUUUUCCGAGAAAUUAAUCCAAAUUGCUCUUAAUCUCUUUAUAACAAAUUUGAUUCCUCAAUAAAGAACAACAGAUGCAUUAACCUUU
This is a messenger RNA of Apis dorsata (giant honeybee), 665 nucleotides long. Its product is annotated as U-scoloptoxin(01)-Er1a. Gene Ontology annotation, molecular function: chitin binding. The record is from RefSeq and is a predicted model, not a curated record. The transcript is spliced from 3 exons. Lineage: Eukaryota; Metazoa; Arthropoda; Insecta; Hymenoptera; Apidae. Gene Ontology annotation, cellular component: extracellular region. The annotation marks the transcript as partial.